AUGGACGAACAUGGCUUCAGUACGCCCAACCGAUUAUGCGUGACGCCUCAACGAAAACGUCUCUGGACACCCGCAUCAAUUACCAACGCAUAUUCAGCAAAACGUCGAAGAAUCUCGACUUCUUUUGAAUUAGGAGACGAAGAUGUACUGGAAGUUGAAAACCCAGCUGCAUCCCACACGACUGAGGCUGAUCGCUUCAUCUCAGCACCCAACGAGCAUGGUGUUCCGCUCAACAUCACACCUCGUACACAACGCAUUGCACGUAUUUUCGGACUGAUUGGAGACAAACGUCUGAAGUUCUCAGAUUCGGGUUCACGGGCGUCGGGUAGCCAGGACAGCAUGACCAUGCACCGACUCCAAAUGUUAAAGGUGUUUGCACCGUCAUCCAGAACUUCCCCUCUUUCUGCUGCAUCGCAUCUUGCCACGCGGAACCGUACAUUUGUUCUGGCGCUUGACGGACCCGGCAUCCCUUCAGACCCAUUCGCAUUUCCACUCUCAUGGUCCAAGAAAAACGCGAUCGCGGUCGCAUGUGGGCGCGACCUCUACUAUCAACAUCUGGACACGCGCAUGAUCACGCAUUUAGGUACUCUCGAUCGAAGAAGCUACGGCAAACUUGCUUCGAUCGUCUGGUCGCAAGAGUCACCUGUCCUCCUGGCAGCGGGCACAAGCAUGGGAAUGGUGCAGAUAUGGGACUCGCCAGGACAGACGGUGAGGCGACAAUGGCGAUGUGAAGAGUUCAACGGCGUAGGUGGACUGGACUGGAAUGGAGACUUGCUUGCUGCGGGCACCGCCCAUGGCGACGUCUAUCUCUUUGAUACACGCAUGCAGGAUCCGGUCAGCAAGCUUACGAUGCACAAGGGCAAAGUGCACGGCGUGCGCUGGAGUCACGACAGAAAAUAUUUAGCCACGGGUGACCAACAUGGUGUGGUGCAAAUCUGGGAUGCGCGCGCAGGCGAGGUGCUCUCGGAUUCUCAUAGAAAAGGCGGCAAGUGGAGACACUACGCGCCCGUGAAGGCUCUAGCAUGGUGUCCGUGGAAGCCCGACCUGCUCGCAACAGGAUCGACCUACCCCGAUGGUAAGAUCCGCAUAUGGAGCGUAAAGAAUUCGCCCACGAUCUCUCCUCUCCACACCAUCCCGCUCAACACCUCUGUAACAUCGCUCAUCUGGUCCCCACACUGCCGAGAGCUGCUGAGCACGCAUGGCACAUCGUGGACAUACCGAUCUGCAUCUGCGUCUGCGCCCGCGCUGCCAGCAGGUGCGACGGUGCUGCCCACGGGUGUGGUCGCCACAAAGCUGCCAUGCACGAACUCGAUCACUGUGCACUCGUACCCGUCGAUGAAGCAUGUCGUCAGCGUGCAAGCGCAUCUGGCCGCGGUGGGGCACAGCUGUCUGAGCCCGGAUGGGACGAUGGUGUUCACGAUCUGUCCUGCGGAGGAGGCGAUGAAGAUGUGGAAAGUGUGGGGUAAACCGGAGAACGCCGUGAAGAAAGAGAGCGCAUUUGACAAAUGCAGCAUACGGUAG
This is a messenger RNA of Laetiporus sulphureus 93-53, 1521 nucleotides long. Its product is annotated as WD40 repeat-like protein. Gene Ontology annotation, biological process: positive regulation of ubiquitin protein ligase activity; anaphase-promoting complex-dependent catabolic process; positive regulation of anaphase-promoting complex-dependent catabolic process. Gene Ontology annotation, molecular function: ubiquitin ligase activator activity; anaphase-promoting complex binding; protein binding. The coding region runs from base 1 to 1521 and encodes 506 amino acids. The record is from RefSeq and is a predicted model, not a curated record. Lineage: Eukaryota; Fungi; Basidiomycota; Agaricomycetes; Polyporales; Laetiporaceae. The transcript is spliced from 3 exons. Gene Ontology annotation, cellular component: anaphase-promoting complex.